Arachis ipaensis is the source of this 514-nucleotide messenger RNA. NCBI's taxonomy places the organism in Eukaryota, Viridiplantae, Streptophyta, Magnoliopsida, Fabales, Fabaceae. The record is from RefSeq and is a predicted model, not a curated record.
UUUGUUCUGACUUGGUUCGUGGUGCGAAGGACAAGCGCCUCAGGGUGAAGGGACCUGUGAGGAUGCCAACUAAGGUUCUUCACAUCACUACCAGGAAAUCCCCCUGUGGUGAAGGUACCAACACCUGGGACAGAUUCGAACUACGUGUUCACAAGAGGGUCAUCGACCUCUACAGUUCCCCUGAUGUUGUUAAGCAGAUUACUUCAAUCACAAUCGAGCCUGGUGUUGAGGUUGAGGUCACAAUUGCAGAUGCUUGAUCUCAGUUUUGAAGAUUAAAGACAUUAAUUUUGUUGUGCUUGCUUAGUUAUUUAUCUUUUUUCUUUAGUUCUUAUGGUUUUUGGACAUCGGUGAAUGAAAAAGUUAAACAUCAUGCUUCAUAUGGUUUAGGGUUACAUACAUGUUGAGUAUUUGCUUUCAUGUCAUAGCAUAUUGUACUCGUACUUAAUCCCCCUUUUUGUUCUUCUACAACAAAUUUUUAAGUCUUACUCUUGCAAAAGAAAAUGUAAUUUAUACU